AUGUCUGCUGCCAAUCGCGGACGCCCAGCUGCCGGCGGUCGAAAGAGAGGACGAGACGCCGACGAAGACAUCUCCUCGUCUGGCGCUCCGCCGUCGAGCCCUCCGGCUUCCUCUCCACCAGUAUUUCCCGGAAACGACGACAUCGAAGAAGAUGACAACCUCGAUCCGGAAGAGGACCUCAUUCAAGACAUUGACGAUGUAGACGAGAUGGCCGAAGAUGAUGCAGGCAUUGAUCUGUUUGGAGACAACUUUGACCGAGAUUACGAUAGAGGAGACGAUGUUGGAUACCAAGGGGCCGAUAUCGAUGAUGAUGAAGACUACGACACCCUCGAUCCGGCCGCCAGGAGACAGCUUGAAGCACGCCUGAAUCGCCGAGACAGAGAGCUGGCACGAGAGCGCCAAGUGCCAAACGCCUUCCUACCAGACGAAGAUGAAGAUGUCAUGGAUCUUACGCGCCAGCCGCGCCGACGCAGGCAUAGAUUCGACGAAGAGCAGGACGACAUCGAUAUGCAUGAGGAUAUCCUGAAUGAGGAGCUUUCGCUGGAGGCAUUGGGUGAUAUCAAGGCCGCGAGCUUGACUGAUUGGGUCUCUCAACCAGCCGUUCACAAGACGAUUGCUCGCGAGUUCAAGGCCUUCUUGACUGAAUAUACCGACGCGACGGGUACUUCGGUCUACGGAGUCCGCAUUCGAACACUCGGUGAAGUCAAUGCAGAGUCUUUGGAAGUUGACUGGGAGCACCUCUCCGAGUCGAAGCCGCUUUUGGCAUACUUCUUGGUCAAUGUGCCUUCAGAAGUGCUGCCGAUCUUCGACGCGGUGGCUCUGGAAGUGGCAUUGUACCACUACCCGGACUACGAGCGAAUCCACUCCGAACUUCAUGUGCGCCUCACGAACCUGCCAGUGUCACUGACACUACGCCAGCUCCGCCAGAAUCAUCUGAACAGCUUGUUGAGAGUCAGUGGUGUCGUCACAAGACGAACAGGCGUCUUCCCGCAGCUGAAGUACGUCAAGUUCGACUGUACGAAGUGCGGCAUUACUCUUGGCCCGUUUCCACAGGACAGCAAUGCAGAGGUCAAGCUAUCUUUCUGCCAGAACUGCCAGUCUCGAGGGCCGUUCACGCUCAACAGCGAGAAGACUGUGUACCGAAACUACCAAAAGCUCACUCUCCAGGAAUCACCUGGCACAGUCCCCGCUGGCCGACUUCCUCGUCACAGAGAAGUCAUCUUGCUGUGGGAUCUGAUCGACUCGGCGAAGCCGGGAGAGGAAGUCGAAGUUACUGGCAUCUACCGAAACAACUACGAUGCCCAGCUCAACAACAAGAACGGCUUCCCAGUCUUUGCUACCAUUCUCGAAGCCAACAGCGUAGUAAAGUCGCAUGACCAGCUGGCUGGCUUCAGACUCACCGAGGAGGACGAGCGAGAGAUUCGUGCAAUGAGCAGAGAUCCGAAGAUCGUCGACAAGAUCAUCAGCUCUAUCGCUCCCUCGAUCUACGGCCAUGAGGACAUCAAGACUGCGGUCGCAUUGUCUCUUUUCGGCGGUGUUUCGAAGGAAGCUCAGGGAAAGCACUCGAUUCGUGGAGACAUCAACAUCCUUCUUCUUGGUGACCCAGGAACUGCAAAGUCGCAGGUUCUGAAGUACAUCGAGAAUACUGCCCACCGCGCAGUCUUCGCUACAGGUCAAGGUGCUUCGGCCGUCGGUCUUACUGCCAGUGUUCGGAGAGAUCCUCUGACUGCGGAAUGGACGCUCGAAGGUGGUGCUCUUGUGCUUGCAGAUAAGGGUACUUGCCUGAUCGACGAAUUCGACAAGAUGAACGACCAGGAUCGAACCAGUAUCCACGAAGCAAUGGAGCAGCAGACGAUUUCCAUCUCCAAGGCUGGCAUCGUCACAACACUGCAGGCCCGGUGCGCCGUCAUUGCCGCAGCCAACCCCAUCGGUGGCCGCUACAACGCCACAGUACCAUUCAGCCAGAAUGUCGAGCUCACCGAGCCCAUCUUAUCUCGUUUCGACAUCCUUUGUGUUGUGAGAGAUACUGUUGACCCAGAGGAGGACGAGCGUCUUGCCAACUUCGUGGUCAACAGCCAUGGACGGGCACACCCAGUGAUGAACUCUGCUGCGGGCGGAGAGUCCCAGACCACAGCUCCCAACGAAGAGAGCAUGGAUCUAGAUGGCGUAGAAAGCCAAGCAGGUCCCAAGACAAAGACGGACAUUCCUCAAGAAAUGUUGAGGAAGUAUAUCCUCUAUGCCCGCGAACAUUGCAGGCCCAAGCUGUACCAAAUCGAUCAAGACAAGAUUGCACGCUUGUUUGCAGACAUGAGACGAGAGUCUCUGGCAACUGGAGCUUAUCCUAUCACCGUCCGUCAUCUCGAAUCUAUUCUCCGUAUCAGCGAGUCCUUCGCCAAGAUGCGCCUCAGCGAGUACUGCAAUGCUGCUGACAUCGAUCGCGCUAUUGCUGUUGCUGUUGACAGCUUCGUUGGCAGUCAGAAGGUCAGCUGCAAGAAGGCUCUUGCACGCGCUUUCGCCAAGUACACUCUUGGCCGGCCAGGGGCUGUGAGAAACCGCGGUGGACGAGGUGGCAGGAGUCAGGAAGUUAGCGUUGGUGCGUAG
Zasmidium cellare ATCC 36951 is the source of this 2601-nucleotide messenger RNA. RefSeq lists its product as uncharacterized. Lineage: Eukaryota; Fungi; Ascomycota; Dothideomycetes; Mycosphaerellales; Mycosphaerellaceae. Gene Ontology annotation, biological process: double-strand break repair via break-induced replication; mitotic DNA replication initiation; DNA replication. The coding region runs from base 1 to 2601 and encodes 866 amino acids. The record is from RefSeq and is a predicted model, not a curated record. Gene Ontology annotation, molecular function: 3'-5' DNA helicase activity; ATP binding; single-stranded DNA helicase activity. Gene Ontology annotation, cellular component: nucleus; MCM complex. The transcript has 3 exons.